Molecule: messenger RNA, 3159 nt
Organism: Zootoca vivipara (common lizard)
Lineage: Eukaryota; Metazoa; Chordata; Lepidosauria; Squamata; Lacertidae
Source: RefSeq, a predicted model, not a curated record
GCCGUGUUUCAAGCGGUGCUUCCCAGAGUGGGCGGUACUACCCCCUGGGAAAGGGGAGGGGUGGGGGUGGAAAUGACCACCAGACUUGGAAAAGCUAGCCUCACUGGAAUAAGUUCGUCAAUUUUGUGGAGCUCAUUAAACUAGGAUAGUUUCCAUUGGAAUUUGAAUAAAUAUGCAAUUAAUGAGUUAUCUUGAGGGAAUCAAGUCCCGUUUGCUAAAUCAAAACUCCCGUCCAUUUAGGGCAGCAGCAGAUGUUCUCCAAUUCAAAAAGGCCAAGGAAACCUAUGAAUGAAAAUGUUACAGUAUGAAUACCACAACUUACUAAGUACCUGUGUGCUUGUAUAUGUAAUCAAAAGUAUGGGAAGCAAUGAAGAAUAAAACAUUCAGCAACUGCAAAGAUCUGGGGAGUCGGGACAUACUUUAUUUAAAAAUAAAUAAAUCACGUGGUCACUGAGUUUCUGAGUCAUUUCCUGGAAAGGAAACACCCAGUAACUAAAAACUGAGAAAGUGAAACUUAACUCGGGUCUUUGGGGCGAGGGAGCCAUGGCUGUUGCUGGGCGUCCCGUCCAGAAUCUUUGCGAUGAAGCCACUUGCUCCAUCUGCCUGGAAUAUUUUAAGGAUCCAGUGAUCAACGCAGAGUAUGGGCACAACUUCUGCCGAUCCUGCUUGAUCCAGUGCUGGGGAGAAUCGGAGGCAGAGGCUUCCUGCCCUCAGUGCAGAAAAAGAGUCCAGAGAAGGAGCCUCAUCCCCAACAGGCAAUUGGCUAAUGUGGUAGAAAUAGCCAAGAAUCUCAGCCUUCAAGAGGGAAAGCAGGAAGGAGGGAAAGGGAGAUUCUGUGAGAAGCACCAGGAGCCCCUGAAGCUCUUCUGCAAAGUCCACGAAGCCCCCAUCUGCCUGGUGUGUGACAGAUCAAAGGAACAUGAAAAUCACAAGGUGAUUCCUCUGGAAGAGGCUUUUAAGGAAUACAAGGGAGAGAUCUGUCACUACCUGAAGAUUCUGAGGAAAGAGAGAGAGGAAAUUCUGGCCUAUCAAGCAGACCUGGGCAAGGAAAGCAAAGACCUCCUGAAAUUAACAGAAACGGAGAGGUUGAAGACUGUGGAGAAGUUCAGAGAACUGCAUCAGUUCCUAGAAGAAAAAGAAAAGCUUCUGCUGACUCAUGUGGAAGAGGUGGAGAAGGAGAUUGCAGGGGAAAGGGAUGAGCAGCUGGCCAGACUCUCCAGGAAACUCUCCUCUCUUGAGAACAUCAUCCAGGAGAUGGAAGAAAAGUGUCAACAGCCAGCGAGUGAACUCCUGCAGGGAGAGAUCUGUCACUACCUGAAGAUUCUGAGGAAAGAGAGAGAGGAAAUUCUGGCCUAUCAAGCAGACCUGGACAAGGAAAGCAAAGACCUCCUGAAAUUAACAGAAACUGAGAGGCUGAAGGCUGUGGAGAAGUUCAGACAACUGCGCCAGUUGUUGGAAGAACAAGAGAAACGUCUCCUAGAUGAUGUGGAAGAGGUGGAGAAGGAGAUUGCAGGGAGAAGGGAUGAACAGCUGGAGAGACUCUCCAGGAAACUCUCCUCUCUGGACAGGAUCAUCCGGGAGAUGGAGGAAAAGGGACAGCAGCCAGCGAGUGAACUCCUGCAGGAUGUGAGAAGCACCUUGCAGAGGUAUGAGAAAAGAGAGAGUCCAGAGAAGCCACUUGCUUUCCCCCCAGAACUGAGGAACAGGAUCUUGGAAUCCUGUGAUCUAAAGCACCUUGUGGAGGAUGCAAUGAAACAAUGGAAAGAUGCUGUGUUAUACAGAAAACCAAUUCAGAAAGAUGUUCAGUCAUUCAGAAAUCUUCAGAGAGCAAAUGUGACUCUGGAUCCAGACACAGCCUAUCCCUGGCUCAUCCUGUGGGAAGAGGGGAAAGGCGUGAGCUGGGGAGACGAAGAGCAAGACCUGCCCGACAAUCCUGAGAGAUUCAAUGAGGAGCCUUCUGUGUUGGGACGUGAGGGAUUCACAGCAGGCAGCCAUUUCUGGGAAGUCUAUGAGGGAAGUGGGGAAAUGUGGGCUAUGGGGGUUGCCAGGAAGUCUGUGGAGAGAAAGGGCCGCUUCCCCUUAAGCCCUGAGGAGGGGGUGUGGGCUGUGGAGAAGUGGGGAGAUGAGUACUUUGCCUGCACCUCCCCUGAUUCCUCUCCUCUGUACCUGAGUUGGGAGCCCAGGAGGAUCCGGGUGACUCUGGACUAUGAAGGGGGAUGUGUGUCUUUCUCUGACGCUGACUCAGGAGCCGAACUCUACACGUUCUCAGGAGCCUCAUUCUCUGGAGAGACCCUCCUCCCUUUCUUUUAUCUGGAUGACUUUCAAACCUACCUCGGUAUCUCCUGAAGAGACUAAAUCUGCCUCUCAGGCCCAUUAGAUGUUUCUCUCCAGACUGGAGUGACCGACAUAAAAAACAUUUACACGCCAAGAGUACAUUGGGCAGUAUUUCAAGAACCCUUUGAGAGGAUUAAUUAGUCUAAAUCAGCAGAAUUAACAAAUCAAAAAUGGGUUGCUGUUGCUUUGUAUUUUCCUUUUCCCAGAAUUUCCUCUGCACCUUUUUAAAGAGACUGUCACAUUUUUGAGAGUCCUAAUAAUAAAUUUAUUCACCUUCAAUCUUGUUUUCCUUUUGAGAUGUCUGAUUUGGCAGAGCUCAAAACUCUUAAUCCCAGGGUCGUGGGUUUGAGCCCAACGUUGGGCAAAGGUUUCCUGCACUGCAGGGGGUGAGACAAGAUGACCCUCAGGACCCCUCACAACUCUGCAAUUCUAGGAAAUCUUCCUCUCCCCACAAUACCGUAUGCAGUUGUUAAAAUACAUGCAUCAUUGGAUUAAUAGAUGACUAAAAAAUGAACCCCUUCACCCACAUCAGGCAGGAUAGCUCCUUGCUCUAGAGACCUUAGACGGGAAGAAAAUGUAAAAGAAAAUGAACAGGGUGUCAGCUUCAAAUGCCCUCUGCAAAUACAGCCUCACCAUGUCAGAAAUAAACCUCAUUGCAUUGAGUGGGGCCUCUGCCCAGUUAUAUGUGUUUCCAGAGGAUGCAUUAAUGUUCCUUAUUUACAGGCUGGAUUCUGUCUAUCGGGGGCAUCAAAUGGGGUGUCCUCUGGAUAAUGCUGGACUCCAACUCCCCUCCGACCCCUCCAGCAUGGCCAGGGGGCAGAGAGG